ACCAUCUUUCUCUUUCUGUCAAUGAGCGAACCAACCAAGCGGUGAUUUCACGCACUACGUCACAUGCACGAGAUUUGAUUUUGUAAACAACGUAAACAAACACAAAAUUCAGAGAAAAAUUAUUGAAGGCUCAUUUUCAUCAUGAGCCGUCACGUUCGCAGCUUGUACCAGACACCCAGAUACCGGAAGGAAUGGGAGGAGCUGCCGCAUUUCCAACCGUGGCUGUCCAGGGGCCCUGAACUGGACACCAACCAGCGAUCUGGACCGACUACAAAGGCCUACUGCACGUUUUGCGAGGACGUCAUCGAGCCGCUGUACGAUACGCUUAUCAAACACGCCGAGUCCAAGGCGCACCAACUUGUGGCAAAGGUUCGCACGUCCACCGUCCGAAACAAUGACGUCCUGCAGGCCACGGUUGAGGAGUAUCUUAGACUUAGGAGGGACUGCGCUGUCAUAUCCUCACAGAUAACAGACUCGAUGACCGGACUGCCCGCGGAAGGCGUCGAGGUGAAGCUGUACAAACUGAAUGAAGGCGAGUGCUUGGAAAUGAUGUCAAGUGGCCUGACGGACCAGGAUGGCUACCUGGACAGUCUAAUCUUCCACACAACGCAGCUUCCGGUUGGCCUCUUCAGAUUCGAGUACCUGAUCCAGGACUACUAUUUCCGCGGUCGCCGCCUCAAGACCACCUACCCAUUGGUGCAGCCCAGCUUCGAAAUCAAGCCAAAUAUGAGCCAGUACCACUUCAGGGUGGUCAUCGCGCCACACUACCACAGCGUUUAUCUCGAAACGGAGAAGGCGAAACAGCAACUCGAAGAGAUUACGGACAACAGUGCGGAUGGUGAAGUGUUUCUCUUUGGAUGAAAUGAUUGAUUUUUGACUCAUGAGUGAGACAAUUGUCUAGCAUUUAAUUUUUUUAAAGCCUUUGAGCUCUCACUACAUUUGUAAUAAAUUUGAUGUAUUUGCAAAGGGGAAUAUGUAUAUGAUAUUUUUUACUUUAAUUCAGGAUCCUUUCUGGCCACGCUUUGCAGCCAAACACCGUUUAAAAUCAUGUAAAACACUUGUGCAUAAAACAAAAAACAAUUGACAUGAUGCGAAAAAACGGUCCUCAUUUUUUCAGAGCGUUGAAUUUUUAAUGUACAUUAUUCGGGUGAUUUUCGAUAAAAUUGAAAUUUUAAAUUUUGAAACCGUGGUUCUAGAAAUUGAAAUAAUUUAAAUUAUUGUUGAUAUAUAUGUAUUGUUUUUCCCCUAGUGAUAUGUUUUAAACAUUAAAUUAGUUUAAAAUCACAA
Messenger RNA from Cloeon dipterum, 1287 nucleotides. RefSeq lists its product as uncharacterized. The record is from RefSeq and is a predicted model, not a curated record. Bases 142 to 861 code for a protein of 239 amino acids. Gene Ontology annotation, biological process: purine nucleobase metabolic process. Lineage: Eukaryota; Metazoa; Arthropoda; Insecta; Ephemeroptera; Baetidae. The transcript has 3 exons.